AUGCUCCAUAGUGGAGUGGAUGAAAACCACAGGACUCUUCUCGUCAUUGUGGGUGAUAGGGGUCAGGACCAGGUACCAGUUCCAUACACUUGUACCUGAUGAUUAAAGGUUCCCACUUUGUACCAGAUACAAUCAGCGGUCAGUAAGGCAGGACUUCUUAAAGUUUUGUGGUGCUAUAAAAAGGAAUUGUCAUUUAGCACGUAAGUGUGUAAUCUUGAAUAAUGUUUUUCAGACACCGAAAGAGGAAUUUGAAACUUCUGAAGUAAGUCGAGGUCCGCCUGACUUUCGUUAUCUGUAGCAAGCGUCGCAAGGCAGGCAUUGUUAGCGAAGGAACCGUUUUUGAACAGUUUAUCUGCUCGACAGAAAUUCGCUGGUGCUAUUACCACGAAACACAUAAGAUUCUUGGCCAAACUUUUCAUAUGUGCAUUCUUCAGGACUUCGAGGCCUUGACGCCAAAUACUCUAGCACGAACUAUUGAAACAGUGGCCGGCGGAGGGCUUGUUGUAUUUCUCCUGAAGUCUAUGGAUUCCUUGCGGCAGUUGUGCACGAUGGCAAUGGACGUGCACGCUCGCUAUCGCACCGAGGCCCAUGUGGAUGUUGUUUGUCGAUUUAAUGAACGAUUCCUCCUUUCGCUUGCACACAACCCGAGGUGUAUUGUGUUAGAUGACAGAUGGAAUAUUUUGCCAAUAUCUAAGACAGUUAUAAACAGCUUGGGAAGCGUGCCCGAUUCCACCCAUAAGGAAUUCAUUUCAAAGGAACAAGAAGAACUGUCGAGGUUGAAGGUUAGUUUCUGUUGAGCUCGCCUAGUGUUUGCUUCUAAUAAAGUCACCUUAUACAUCUCUUUGUUGGAGUAGUAACUACUCAGCCAAUUUUCCAUUACGAAUCAUCCAUUGGGCCCAUGCAUGAGCAUACCAAGACUAGGAUCCAUUUACACAUCCAUUCCAUUAGUUUGUACCGGAUUUCCGGUGCAUUUUAAUAGGAUUUGUUAUUUGCUACUCUGUGAUGCCAUCGUUAAUUUGGGUCCAUUCACUCUUCUGCUCCACCUUGUCUUUUUCAGCUUCUCCUGACCGAGGACGGUUCCUACUUUGCUUCAUUAGUUAACCUCUGCAGAACGUUAGAUCAAGCUAAAUCUCUUCUGCAGUUCUGCUCAGCUCUUUUGGAUGUCACCAGCUCCUUUGAGAAUUCAAAAGCCAAUCCCGACAAAAAGAGCCGACUCGAUGAAAAGCUGAAGUCAUUCGACUCCUCGACACAAAAUCUCAUUCACACCCUUUCGAGUGAUGAUAACUCGAGACGAGCCAGAUCAUCCAAGGCUUCGUCCGCGGUUGUAGUGAUGACGGCCGCUCGUGGUCGUGGAAAGUCUGCUGCCUUGGGUCUUGGUCUUGCGGCCGCAUUCGAUGCCGGGCUUCCAAACAUGUGUGUCACUGCCCCCAGUCCCGAAAACCUCUUGACUCUAAUGCAGUUUGUACUACUAGGCCUCAAGGCCUUAAAAUACGAGGAACACGUGGAUUUUACGGUAUUUCGAUCCACUGACGUGGAACACAACAAAGCUGUUGUUCGUAUAGAGGUUAGACGAAGAAAUUAUCGACAGACCCUCCUUUACCUACCUCCAUGGGAAGCGACCAGUGCCGUGGGGUCAAGCUGGCAGCCUGAUCUGUUUUGCAUUGACGAGGCAGCUGCGAUUCCUCUUCCAUCGGUCCGUCAGAUGAUCACUGGACCUAAAUUGGUGUUCAUGGCGUCCACUGUGAAUGGCUAUGAGGGAACCGGACGUUCUCUCUCCGUAAAACUAAUCCAGCAGCUCCGUUCAGAGUGUCAACGGGUGGAGGCAUCCUCCGUGUUGCCAAAACAGAAAGGCAAGGAUGCAAACAUAGGAAAGAGUUUGUCACUAGGUAACUUGGUGACUCUUCUUAUGUUUAUUGCCUUUUCGAUUUUUCGGACAAUUUCUUGCUCAUCACCACACUGCCUUACUUUCAGUCAACAAAUCGCGUCUCCUCUACGAAAUUACCCUGACAGAGGCCAUACGUUAUGCCAACGGUGACCCAGUUGAAACCUGGCUCAACAACCUUCUCUGCUUAAACUGUGGUGAUAACCUUUCGACCGACAGCGGUUCCAAGACGACGGGAAUUUGUCCGUCGCCGGACCUUUGCCAACUUUACUACGUCAAUCGCGACACUCUUUUUGCCUACCAUUCUUCCACUGAGAUCUUCCUGCAACGAUUAAUGGCACUGUAUGUCUCUUCGCACUAUAAAAAUUCGCCCAACGACCUGCAGUUGCUUUCGGACGCUCCAGCCCACCACAUCUUUUGUCUUCUGGCUCCCUACGACCCUACUUCUGGCCGAGUUCCCGAGAUACUCUGCGUCCUACAGGUUUGCCUAGAGGGGCGAAUCAACCGGGACAUAGUGAUGCGCGGCCUUGCGCGUGGUCUUAAGCCAUCUGGCGAUCUGAUCCCCUGGACUAUAAGUCAACAGGUGAGUUGA
This is a messenger RNA of Spirometra erinaceieuropaei, 2474 nucleotides long. The record is from the annotation of a GenBank genome assembly. NCBI's taxonomy places the organism in Eukaryota, Metazoa, Platyhelminthes, Cestoda, Diphyllobothriidea, Diphyllobothriidae.